GGCAUAUUAGUCAAACUGAGUAAAAGUUAGAAACCCAAAACCACUCCUUCGGUUAUCGGCUUCUCACUCAUUGGCAUUGGCGACCGACAACGUUCUUCACCCAAUACUCUGGCUUUCUGCUUCUGAGACUAUCUAAGCAGGAGAUAGAGAGAAAGAUAGAAUGGCGAAAACACCAGUGCGCAUGAAGGUGGUGAUUUAUGCGCUGUCACCAUUCCAACAGAAGGUGAUGACAGGGCUGUGGAAGGACUUGCCCGGGAAGAUUCAACAGAAGGUAUCCGAGAACUGGAUCAAUGCUGUCCUCUUACUUACUCCUGUCGUCGGCACCUACACGUACGCAAUGCACUAUAAGGAGAAGGAGAAGUUGGCUCACAGAUACUGAGAUGCCCUGUCAUAAAUUUACUCAUUCAACUUGUGUGCGAACUUCAACAAACUUAUGUUGAUGUAUAAACGAGUUUUUGUCGGUUUUUAGUUAUGAAGUAUGGUAUCUUUGAAUUUGAGUUGAAGAUUAGUUAGAAACAAAAUUGCCCUUGCUUUUACCAUUCUAAUAAAAUUUAGGGUAUAUAUGUGUAGGAA
Macadamia integrifolia is the source of this 573-nucleotide messenger RNA. RefSeq names its product cytochrome b-c1 complex subunit 8-1, mitochondrial-like. Bases 161 to 379 code for a protein of 72 amino acids. The transcript has 3 exons. Lineage: Eukaryota; Viridiplantae; Streptophyta; Magnoliopsida; Proteales; Proteaceae. Gene Ontology annotation, biological process: mitochondrial electron transport, ubiquinol to cytochrome c. The record is from RefSeq and is a predicted model, not a curated record.